Messenger RNA from Glarea lozoyensis ATCC 20868, 984 nucleotides. Its product is annotated as GroES-like protein. The record is from RefSeq and is a predicted model, not a curated record. Bases 1 to 984 code for a protein of 327 amino acids. Gene Ontology annotation, molecular function: alcohol dehydrogenase (NADP+) activity; zinc ion binding. Lineage: Eukaryota; Fungi; Ascomycota; Leotiomycetes; Helotiales; Helotiaceae. Gene Ontology annotation, biological process: alcohol metabolic process. The transcript is spliced from 5 exons.
AUGGCAACAGUCUACCGCGGUGUCGACGGCGCCGGAAAAGCCUCACCCCUCUCAAUCCCAGACGUCCUCGGCCCCAAACAAAUCCUCCUCAAAAUCACACACGCAAGUCUCUGCGGUACAGACGUCCAUUUUCUGACGUCGGGUAUCGCGUUGGGUCAUGAGGGCGUGGGUAUUGUAGAGAAAAUCGGGAGUGAGGUUACGCAGUUUAAGGUUGGGGAUCGGGCGGGGGCUGGGUAUGUUAGGAAUAGUUGCGGGACGUGUAGCUAUUGUCUUAAAGGGCAAGAUGUGUGGUGCCAUGAGCGAAGCGCUUAUGGAGAGAAAGAUCAUAAUACGGGCACAUUCGGUACUCACUACAUAGGCAACGAAACCUUCCUCCACCGCAUCCCCGACUCCCUGGCAUCGGAACACGCCGCCCCCCUCCAAUGCGCCGGCGCAACCGUCUACACAGCCAUCACCUCCGUCGCUAAACCCGGCGACCGCGUCGGGAUCCUGGGUAUCGGUGGUCUCGGCCACCUCGCUAUCCAGUUCGCUUCGAAGCUCGGGUACGAGACGGUGGUGUUUUCGAGUUCGGCACGUAAGGAGGAGGAGGCGAGAGGGUUUGGAGCGAGUGAGUUUGUGGUGUUAGGGGAGGCGGAGAAAGUUAGUGCGCCCGUGGAUGUGUUGAUUGUUGCCGGGAGCAAGUAUCCUGAUUGGGAGAAGUUUAUGCAAAAGAAUAUCCUCGCAAGGACAGGAACCAUUGUUCCUCUCUCCGCACCAGCAGAGAAUUUCAACCUCCCCUCCACACCCAUGUUCUUCAACGGCUACAACCUUCACUCGUCACUCGUAGCCCAUCGACAUGUCCACGAUGAGAUGUUGGCUUUUGCGGCGGCGCAGGGGGUUAAGCCAGCGAUUGAGACGUUUGCGUUUAGUGAGGAGGGGUUUGCGGAGGCGUAUCAGAAGUUGAAGGAGGGAGGGAUGAGGUAUCGGGGGGUGCUUGUUAGAUAA